Dryobates pubescens (Downy woodpecker) is the source of this 1555-nucleotide messenger RNA. It is a transcript of the gene GIPC2, whose product is annotated as GIPC PDZ domain containing family member 2. Gene Ontology annotation, molecular function: protein binding. The coding region runs from base 575 to 1285 and encodes 236 amino acids. The record is from RefSeq and is a predicted model, not a curated record. The transcript is spliced from 6 exons. NCBI's taxonomy places the organism in Eukaryota, Metazoa, Chordata, Aves, Piciformes, Picidae.
ACCACAGUAUUUGUUGUUUGUUGGACAGACAUUUCUGUGCAGACAUGGAUCAUGAAUGGGUAGGAUGAGGACAAAACAAGAUGGGUACAGUUUCAAAGGGGACAUUCCUUCACUCUUCUGAUAUUUGACAAGCAUCUAGGAAGGAAUGAGCCCCAAUGACAGCUUUCUUUCACAAAGUAUUUGUGUCUGGUCUUGGCCAUUUGGGAUUACUACUCCUCUGUAACUAUCUGGAAAAGUACCAGGGAAUGCUAUGUUUCUCUGUAAGUGGUAAAUGCAGCCUGUAUGAUAAAUAAAUAAGCACUGACCAAAGGACAAUGUGGGUCUGUUAAAGCAUUUGGUGGUGGUGUGCUCCUGUGAGAGCACAUGGUAGGGCUUUAAAGUAUUCAAAGUAGCUAAUCAGGCACUGGGAGCAGGGAUAUAAAAGUCCAACUGUAUCAGCCUAUUUCUUGAUCAGAUGAGAAGGGAAUGGUAAACCACAGAAGCUACAUGGACUUGCGGUUUGUGUACUCAUAAUUUGCACUUCUGAUUACUUUGUUUGCUUCUGGAGGUGCAGUGUGGUGGGGCUGAUGAGAUCAUGUUUUGCACUUUGAACACUCAUAAAGUUGAUAUGGACAAGCUCUUAGGUGCACAAAUUGGCCUUGAAGAUUUCAUAUUUGCCCACAUAAAAGGACAACGAAAAGAAGUGGAAAUACUUAAAACUGAUGAUAUGCUUGGGCUUACCAUUACAGACAAUGGAACUGGCUGUGCCUUUAUAAAGCGAAUCAAAGAAGGUAGCCUUAUGGACCAAACCAAAAUGAUUUGUGUGGGUGAUCACAUAGAGACUAUAAAUGGAAGAAAUGUGUCAGAUUGUCGGCAUUAUGAAGUUGCCAAAAUGCUAAAAGAUCUGGAGAAAGGUCAGAUAUUUAAGCUGAAGCUGAUAGAGCCUAUGAAAGCAUUUGAAAAGCUGGAACCAAGGUCCAAAGGUGGAACUCUGCCAGCGGCUAAGAUCUCCAAAGGGAGAGAAACACUUCGUCUGAGAACCAAAGGCCCUGCUACUGUGGAGGAAAUGCCAACUGAAGUUGAAGAAAAAGCAAUUAAAAAAGUGGAUGAGCUUCUUGAGACAUACAUGGGGAUAAGAGACAUUGAAUUAGCUGCAACAAUGGUGGAAGCUGGAAGAGACAAGAAAAACCCGGAUGAAUUUGCAGUGGCAUUGGAUGAAACUCUUGGAGAUUUUGCAUUUCCAGAUGAGUUUGUAUUUGAUGUAUGGGGAGCAAUAGGUGAUGCUAAGCAAGGACGACUGGAGUGAGACCUGUGCAGUUUAUCAAUCCCUAUCUGAAAAUAAAAAAUUAUUUUCAAAUACUUACAUCAGAAUUUUAAUACUUUUAUUGAUAUGAAUAAAGAUUGCUAGAAGUAUUCUUGUCUGAGACUUUCUUUUGCAAAGGAAGGCUUUUAAUAGAAACAUGAAGAUAACCCCAAAGUUCUGACAACUGAAUAUUUUAAACAACCUACAUGUAGAAAUCACUAGAAGGAGUGUUUCAAGGAGAUAUACAGACAAUUAGAUAAUUAGGGUUUGUAC